UCUCUUUUCUUGAUGGUUGAAUCCAAUCUAACAGUAGGACUUUUAUGAAAAAAUGAAUAGAACAGAAAGAAACAGAGAGGAGCUUCAUUGUCUCCGUUUGAUCACAUGCAGCUUGCUUCAUCGGUAGGUUCAUUUAUCUGUCCGACAGUUUGAGAAAUUAGAGACAGACGGCGACCAAAAGCGAAAGCGUAUGCAGUUUGGUAAUGGAACAUUGCAGAAAAUUGUAUAACGGCAUGGAGACGAUUUAUCAGAACACUAUCGCUUUUGAGCAAUGGCGUUGUCUAGAUGAUGCACAUGUUUCUCAUAGUGGAUUUACUCCUUUUAGUAAGUACUGGGUAGAGUACUACCCGUCCGGUAUUAGCGAGAUGAGUGGCAAGCAGGUUAGGUUACCCGCCCGCCCAUAUACGUAGUGUAGAAGGUUAAAAACCUAAUUCUCUCUUCUUUCUCCCUCAAUUUAUCCUGCUCACAGGGCUGCACCUUCUCGCAAGGUACGUUACCCUUCUCAGCUUCUUUUCUUAUUCAAGUACUUAGUCUUAAAUUGGCCCAUAUUUUUAUAAUAUAAUUGUAUUGUAGUCAGUACUGAGUCAUAAUUUGUGUAAGCUGUAGGCCGGGAGCUGGAAGCCAAUUAAUUAAUUCAGAAGAUUAAUUGUGAGAUGGAGAAAUCAACUAGAAAUCAAGAAAUUCAACAUAAAGUGGAAACUGUCACAAAUGGAAAUCAAAAUCAUGCUGAAAUUCAUCAAUUGGAUCAGGAAGCUACAAACACUUCGAGUCAUGGAAUUAAUGGAAAUCAACAUAGAGAGUUGGUAAUUAGCAUCAAAGAAAUGGCUGAAAGUUGCUUGGAGCUGCCUCCCUUAUCAUCAAACAAGUGUUGUAUCUACAGGAUUCCAACUUGGCUUCGCAAAUUGAAUGAGGAAGCCUACACUCCUGAGGUUAUAUCAAUAGGGCCUUUCCACCAUGGCAACAAAAGAUUAGAACCCAUGGAAAAGUUGAAACUGAAAUAUUUUCACAAAUUCCUGCAGCGGGUUGACUUCAACGUGGAGAUUUUAGUAAACACCAUAAAGCUAAAUGAAGAAAGUGUGCGUAGUUGUUAUGCAGAAACCAUCAAGUAUAGCAGUGACGAUUUCGUGAAAUUAAUUUUGGUGGAUGGGAUCUUUAUUAUUGAAUUUUUCUACGAACUAUGCCUCCAAGGACCAUAUAGUGUUAUUCGUGAGAACCAUAUACUGUUAAACCCAAUAUCGUGGCUGGCAAUUAUGUUGGACUUGAAGUUACUGGAAAAUCAACUUCCUUUCUUUGCUCUUGAGAUAUUAUUCCGCCAUGCACGUGUACCGAUUUGUGAGCAUCCUUCCUUCAAUUCGCUUGCAAUUCAUACCUUUGAGAGGAUUAACGAUCAGAAAUUGCAUCAAAAUCAUGAAGCGUAUGAAAUUAGACACUUUGCUGAUUUGGCCAGAGCAUUUUUUCUUCCAUCAUCCAGAAAGCUGCCACCAUAUAGAAGAGAUCCUGCUUAUGCUGAUCAUUUAUAUACUGCAAGCCAGUUGGACGAGGCUGGAGUGAAGUUUAAGGUGAGCUCAAGCAAAUGCUUACUUGACUUGAAAUUCACCAACGGAACGUUCGAAAUUCCUUGCAUAAAAUUGUAUAAUUCGACUGAGAAUACUUAUCGAAACGUCAUAGCACUUGAGCAAUGCCAUUAUUAUACAAAUAAUCCACAAUUUACAGACUACAUUGUGCUAUUGACUUUCCUAAUCACCACUCCCAAAGACGUGGAUUUACUUAUUAGAAAAGGAAUCAUCAUUAAUGGGCUUGGCAGCAACAAUGCAGUGGCUUCUUUCCUCAAUAAUCUGGGCACAAAUGUCCCAUAUGGCAUCAACUCUGCUUAUUGUGAUUUGUUUGAAGAUUUGAAUGCAUUCUAUGAGAACCCUAAUCAUAUUUGGAAGGCUACCUUGAAACGUGAUUAUUUCAGCACUCCUUGGAGAAUAGCUUCUACUGUAGCUGCUGGUAUCUUACUGUUGCUCACUCUCGGACAAUUUAUAUGCUCCAUCAUCCAAGUUGUGAAGAUGUGAAGAAGCUUUGUCCAUGAAAUGUUGGAACAUAUACGGGCUGAUAUUGGACAAGAGUAAGUGAUAGAUGAUAUGAAUUUCAUGCAAGAAAAGUAGAGGUCAUGCUAUCAACCCGAGGGAUUUGAAUGAAGUGAUUUUUGUGUCUUUGUUUCUUAUUAACAUACAAUUUUAUAGC
This is a messenger RNA of Juglans regia (Persian walnut), 2229 nucleotides long. RefSeq names its product UPF0481 protein At3g47200-like. The transcript has 3 exons. Bases 654 to 2057 code for a protein of 467 amino acids. The record is from RefSeq and is a predicted model, not a curated record. Lineage: Eukaryota; Viridiplantae; Streptophyta; Magnoliopsida; Fagales; Juglandaceae.